CAAACAAGUGGCGUCUGAAGGAAGUAUGACGACGGAGGGCUGAGACGGUCUUUUUGCUUAGAACUAACACUUGCUUUUUUAAAUAUAUCGCUAUACUUGGACAAGAAUUAAUAGCUGCUGUUAAAUCUUUAAAUCGAGGUUGAUUUGAGAAACAGACUCUUGCCUCCUGUGCAUGUAUGUACGCUAACGAGCACGUAGCCAGCUGGUGGGGUAGCUAACAGAUAGCUUGGUUAGCUACCUGCUCGCAUUUCCAUUUAGUCUUUUUUCCAAGUGGACCCAGGGGAGGUCUUGUUGCCGGCUGCUGUGCAAUAAUAUAUCUAGUAUGGAUUCUGCCAGGCUCAAGCUGUCAAGGGAGAUCAAGCCACAAAGGCCUGACGUGAAGUUAAGCAGUGAUGGACCAAAACGGAUUCCUGUGUCACAAUCGCAGACCAUUCAACAAAAGCCUGUAGUCACACCAACCCAGCCACAGCGGGUACUGGGUCUAUCAAAUGGACCUCAGCGCAUUCAACGACCCGUGAGCCAUCAGAAGCCAAUAUCUCACGUUAGUGCUGUUAGCAAGACUACACAUAUUGCCGACCAGAAUAUGAACCCUGCUACUCAGAAUGUAAAUCCUGCAGCACAAUCCAAACCUAGUACCCAGCAAAGCCAGCCGAAGACAAAUGUGCCCAAGGUGAACCCUGUGCCAACCAAAACGGCAACAGAACCAUCGAAACAGGACAAGCCUCCAAGCAAGCCUGAAAAGAAUGACUCCACAAAUGCCUCUGCGUCAAAGAAGCGGUGGAGCCUGGAAAAUUUCGACAUUGGCCGCCCCUUAGGAAAGGGUAAAUUUGGCAAUGUCUACCUGGCGAGAGAGCGUCAAAGUAUGUUCAUCUUGGCCCUGAAAGUCCUCUUCAAGAAGCAGCUGGAAAAGGCAGGAGUGGAGCACCAGCUGAGGAGAGAAGUGGAGAUCCAGUCUCACCUCAGGCACCCUAAUAUCCUGCGCCUCUAUGGCUACUUCCAUGAUGCAUCCCGUGUGUAUCUCAUCCUGGAGUUUGCACCUAAGGGAGAGCUCUACAGUGAACUACAACGAUGUGGCAGUUUCAAUGAGGAGAGGAGUGCAACAUACAUCAUGGAGUUGGCAGAUGCCCUCAACUACUGCCACUCUAAGAAGGUAAUCCAUAGGGACAUCAAACCAGAGAACCUAUUACUGGGAGCCACCGGGGAGCUGAAAAUUGCUGAUUUUGGCUGGUCUGUCCACACACCAUCCUCCAGGAGGUCCACCCUGUGUGGAACACUGGACUACCUGCCUCCAGAGAUGAUUGAGGGAAGAACUCAUGACGAGAAGGUGGACCUGUGGAGUCUGGGGGUCCUGUGCUAUGAGUUCCUGGUGGGCCAUCCCCCUUUUGAAACAAAAAGUCAUGAGGAGACUUACCGCAAGAUAUCAAGGGUGGAGUUCAGUUACCCAGCUCAAGCCAAUGUCAGCGCAGGUGCCAAGGACUUGAUUGGCAGGCUGCUGAAGCACAACCCCAUGCACAGGCUGCCCAUCCAGGGAGUCCUGACCCACCCCUGGGUGGUGGAGAACUCUACCAAGAAACCCACCACCCUGUCAGCCAGCACAGAGCCUGCACAGUGAGCCCGUGUAGCCCCCACCACACGCUAGGUGAUGGCUGUACGUGUUUUCAUGACCCUGGGGUUUUUCAAUGGAAUGGGUCCAAGUGACGGGUCAGGGCUGAGCACAGGCUGAUAACAGAUGUGUAACGUGCAGCUGAUUCACCUAAACCUCCUACUUUAACUGUGGUCUACUUCCUUUCUCCUUUGUAUGAAUGCUUUCUUUUAGCCACCUCAAGCCAUUGUGUUGUCUUUCAGUCUUUUUGAAUGUUCUUGUCAUCUCAAUGGCAUUCUUAUGUCUGUAAAUAUUUUACUGUUUCUCUUUGAAAUUAUGAAAAUUAUAUUGACUCAUUGAAAUUUCACUACUUGAAGUAAUAAAUGUCCUAAAAAUGUUCACAAAAUGUGUGAAGUUGUAUUAAACUUGUUUCCUUUUUGUAUUACUAAA
Molecule: messenger RNA, 2032 nt
Organism: Myripristis murdjan (pinecone soldierfish)
Lineage: Eukaryota; Metazoa; Chordata; Actinopteri; Holocentriformes; Holocentridae
Gene: aurka
Product: aurora kinase A
Exons: 9
Coding region: 323-1612 (429 amino acids)
Biological process (GO): protein phosphorylation
Molecular function (GO): ATP binding; protein kinase activity
Source: RefSeq, a predicted model, not a curated record